Jatropha curcas is the source of this 1395-nucleotide messenger RNA. Its product is annotated as putative protein phosphatase 2C 51. The record is from RefSeq and is a predicted model, not a curated record. Gene Ontology annotation, biological process: protein dephosphorylation. Gene Ontology annotation, molecular function: cation binding; protein serine/threonine phosphatase activity. Lineage: Eukaryota; Viridiplantae; Streptophyta; Magnoliopsida; Malpighiales; Euphorbiaceae.
CAAGAUCCCUCUCCUCCUUGGCUUAGUGCGUUACAGUGUUAGUUUCCCCUGAUUCCGAUCAUUUCUUUCUAUAGCAUUUCAUUUGCGUUUUCAUUAACCAACUCGAUGAUAAAAUUAGAAGGAUUUGAGAUUGGACUACUCUUAUUUCUACUAUUUCUGAUUUCUAUUAUCCCAUCUUCCGAUGGAUUAUUAUCAGUAUCGUGUAUGAUGGAGUACGACAAUGGCGGUGCUCCUGCCGUUUAUAGCUCUCCAGAGUGUCAGCAAUGGGUUCUCUCCUCCACCGCGUCUCUUCAAAAUCGAAGUCUACAAAAUUGCCAGUUCUCUAUUCUUCAAGGACGCAGAGAGUAUCAAGAGGAUGCCAUAGCUUGUAAUCUUUACCUGAAACUAUUAUUGCCAGGCAAAAAUGGGCUUGAGGAGGAUACAGUCGGUAUUAUAGCAGUUUUUGAUGGACAUGGUGGUCAGGAAGCUAGUAAAAUGGCUUCACAUCUAUUGUUUGAUUACUUCCACGUAAAUGUUGUAUUUCAAUCAUACAAGAAAAUGGCACAACAUCGUAAUGCAUUGUCAUCAUCAAGCGAUUACAGAUCGUUUCAGCUGGCAAUUCUAAAAGAAGCUUUAUCCAAGACAAUCAGUGACAUUGAUCUCAGUUUUUCUCAGGAAGCUAUUACAAACAACUUUUUCUCUGGCUCUACUGCUGUUGUUGUUCUUUUGUUUGAUGGGCAGAUUUUAGUUGCCAAUGUUGGUGACUCAAAAGCUCUUCUCUUGUCCGACAAAAUUAGUACUCAGACUGAUUCAGGAAUUGGAGGUGAUUCCACGGUGCAUAUCUCCGCAACAGCACUAACAGAUGAUCAUCAUCCAGUCAGAGAAGAUGAAAGAGCUCGAAUUGAAGCUGCUGGUGGUUCUGUCAUCAUGAGGGGUGUGCCUCGAGUCAAUGGGGUGCUUGCCAUGUCUCGAUCAAUCGGUGAUGUAUAUUUGAAAAGGUAUGGAGUUAUACCUGAGCCUGAGUUUACAGGUUGGCGACUUUUAACUGCAAACGACAUUUAUUUGGUGGUUGCAUCUGAUGGUAUAUUUGAGAGCUUGACGCAACAGGAUAUCGGUGAUCUUAUUUUUGAAUGUAAUUCGCAUCUCCAAGGAAGUCAAGACUCGAAAUUGUCGCAUUCAUGCCUGUCUUCAACCUCAAUAGCAGAUUGUAUAGUAAAUACAGCAUAUGAUAAAGGCAGCUAUGAUAAUUUGUCUGCUAUUGUAGUACCCUUAAGACAAAUUUCUUGAAUGAUUUCGAGCAUGUAAAUUAAUUGUUUGGCUCUAGAAAUGGAAUUUCCCCUAAAAAUUCUUGGCAAGAGCUGUGAAUUGAAAAAUAUUUGUUUCUGAAACUAUUUUAUCCUUGCGUGAUUCCAAGAA